AGGAGCCCAGGACGCUGCAGCGGGCGGGGCGCCCUGGUCAGUUGCCGCCGGGGGUGGAAGGUCGGGUGGCGCGGGCUGGUGGGCUAGGACCGGGAAGGCCGCGAGGUCCAGAAGGGCUGAGGCUCAGAGUUUGCGGAUCCCAGACCCGGCUCGAGAUGACGAAUCCGAGGCUCGGAGAGGCGAUGUGACUUCCCAAGGCCACGCAGUAGCCGAGACCGGUUGGAAACCCGAAGAGUCCGGUUCCAAUUCUGUGCCAAGUGGAAGACAGUUCGAGAGAACCACUGAAGAGGGAAGAGCCAUACCCUCCCAGUUUCCCGGCAGCAGGCCACUGGAGCCGCCAGCAUUUGGAACCGAAGUAUCGCAAAAGGGGAAGGCCGAGUGACGGCCAGCCCUUGGGGGCUGGUGGCCUGCAGGUGACGGAAUCUACACCGCUUGCUGAGUACUCUGUCUGCCACCCAUGGUGGAGAUAGUGUCUGGGGCCUGGGGCCCAGACGCAGGGACCCACAUUAGCCUCCGGUUUCCAGCUGCAGGUGUGAACCAGACAGCCACAGUAGAUUGUCGCGAUGUGUGUGGCCUGAAUGUCUCUGACCGCUGCAGCUUCAUCCAGACCAACCCCGACUGCCACAACGAAGGAGGCUACCUGGACUACCUCGAGGGCGUCUUCUGCCACUUCUCUCCCGGCCUCCUCCCUCUGGCCAUCAUCCUUUAUGUCUUCUGGCUACUUUACCUGUUCCUGAUUCUGGGCGUCACGGCAGCCAAGUUCUUCUGCCCUAACCUCUCGGCCAUUUCCAUCACGCUCAAGCUGUCCCACAAUGUGGCAGGUGUCACCUUCCUGGCGUUUGGAAAUGGCGCACCCGACAUCUUCAGCGCCCUGGUGGCCUUCUCGGACCCGCGUACAGCCAGCCUGGCCUUUGGGGCGCUGUUUGGUGCGGGUGUGCUGGUCACCACUGUGGUGGCCGGAGGCAUCGCCAUCCUGCAUCCCUUCACGGCCGCCUCCAGGCCCUUCCUCAGGGACAUCAUCUUCUACAUGGGGGCCGUGUUCCUGACCUUCACCGCGCUCUACCUCGGCAGAGUCACGCUGGCCUGGGCCCUGGGCUCCCUGGGGCUGUACGUGUUCUAUGUGCUCACCGUGGUCCUCUGCACCUGGCUCUACCGCUGGAGACGGAGGAUGUCCCGGGUCUGCUCCACGCCGGGCACCCCAGAGCUGCUUUCUGAUGCCGAGGAUGACGUGGUGUCUUCCAACACCAACAGCUACGACUACGGCGACGAGUACCGGCCGCUGCUCUUCUACCAGGAGACCACAGUUCAGAUCCUGGUCCGGGCCUUGAACCCCCUGGACUACAGGAAGUGGAGAAACAAGUCUGUGUACUGGAGGGCCCUCAAGGUGUUCAAGAUUCCUGUGGAGUUCCUGCUGCUCCUCACGGUCCCCGUCGUGGACCCAGACAAGGACGAUCGGAACUGGAAGCGGCCCCUCAACUGCCUGCAUCUGGUCAUCAGCCCCCUGGUCUUGGUCCUCACUCUACAGUCUGGGGCCUAUGGCAUCUAUGAGAUAGGUGGCCUCGUUCCUGUCUGGGCCGUGGUGGUGACUGUGGGAACGGGCGUGGCUUCGGUGACUUUUUUUUCCACGUCCAACAAUGAGCCCCCCCGGCUGCACUGGCUCUUCGCUUUCCUGGGCUUUCUGACCAGCGCCCUGUGGAUCAAUGCAGCUGCCACGGAGGUGGUGAACAUCCUGCGGUCCCUGGGCGUGGUCUUCCGGCUGAGCAACACCGUCCUGGGGCUCACCCUGCUCGCCUGGGGCAACAGCAUCGGAGACGUCUUCUCAGACUUCACGCUGGCCCGUCAGGGCUACCCGCGGAUGGCCUUCUCGGCCUGCUUCGGUGGCAUCAUCUUCAACAUCCUGGUGGGCGUGGGACUGGGCUGCCUUCUCCAGGUGUCCCGGAGCCACGCAGACGUGAAGCUGGAGCCGGACGGACUGCUGGUGUGGGUGCUGGCCGGCGCGCUGGGGCUCAGCCUCACCUUCUCCCUGGUCUCGGUGCCGCUGCAGUGCUUCCAGCUCGGCAAGGGUUACGGCUUCUGCCUGCUCCUCUUCUACCUCAACUUCCUGGUCAUCGCCCUGCUCACCGAGUUCGGAGUGAUCCAUCUGAAGAGCGUGUGACCAACGCUGAACUGCCGAGCCCACCCGGUGGCGUGGAGAUGACACCCUACGCGGGGCCGCUGUGAGGGGAGCACCUUCAGCAGAGCCCACACGGGCGUGAGCAGGCUGCAGGCUCCUGUGGACGGCUCUUGCUGCUGCUUUGUGCGGGGGGACAGCAAAGUCCCUCUAUGGCCAACGCCAACAGCCUCAGUGCUAGGCCCUUGGAGACUGGGCUUUGCUGUGGGUGAGGAGUCCGGGACAAAAGCCUCUCUCCAGAUCCUCUCUGGGAGGUUGGAGGCUGGACAACAAAGGGGACUGGGUGCCCACGGGGCUGUGCCAGAAGAGCCCUGGAGCGUUUGGGGCCGCGGGCACCUGCAGAGUCGCAGCUCCCGCCUGUUCCUCCUCACUGGGCUUCAGGCCUUCCUGCACCUUCUCAGGGCCCAGAGGCCGCCCAGCCCUGGCUCAGCACCAGGAUGACUUGGACAGGAGGGCCCAGGGUGGGUCCUCGCACUGCGCCAUCUGGCGGAAUAGGACGUGAGCCGUAGCUAAGCGUGACCUUCCUAGCUGCCACGUUAAUAAAGCCGAAGACACAGGAGGAAGUAA
Molecule: messenger RNA, 2737 nt
Organism: Tupaia belangeri chinensis (Chinese tree shrew)
Lineage: Eukaryota; Metazoa; Chordata; Mammalia; Scandentia; Tupaiidae
Gene: SLC8B1
Product: solute carrier family 8 member B1
Exons: 17
Coding region: 458-2155 (565 amino acids)
Biological process (GO): calcium export from the mitochondrion; intracellular calcium ion homeostasis
Cellular component (GO): membrane
Molecular function (GO): calcium:sodium antiporter activity
Source: RefSeq, a predicted model, not a curated record